AGCCUCCUCCCCAGGCUCCUCGAGGAACCUUCCCCAGCUGUUGCUCCUGCUGCCUCAUCAGCCUCAGAGACUGAACUUGCCUCUUCCCGUAUGGAUCUUUCCCAGAUGUGAAAGUUUCUCCCUGGCACUACCGAGGCCCUAGACCAUAGCUAGUUGCUUGGGGACUCUGGUCCAGCUCAGCCCAGGCCCUGCCAGAAGAGAGUCCUUGCUGCCUCUGCUUCCCAGGGCAGGACUGUCAGGUGAGCGUUGGGCCACCAGAGGGCGCCCCUCUGAGGCAGAAAGGGCUCAAGCUUCCUUGUUCUCUCACUCCCCUAGGACCCUCCCCUCCUCCGACUCGACUUGGGUUAACUCAUGGUGUGUGUGGUCUCGGGUCUGGUGUAGGUAUUUGGACAGUGCACGCCCGGUCCUCCCCUCUCUGCUCGUCCUUGACCUUUGAGAAGCGUCUCAACUCCACGAUGGCAGCGGAGACGCUCAACUUUGGGCCUGAGUGGCUGAGGGCCCUGUCGAGUGGUGGCAGUGUGGCCUCUCCACCUCCAUCCCCUGCCAUGCCCAAAUACAAGCUGGCCGACUACCGCUACGGGCGAGAGGAGAUGCUGGCCCUCUAUGUCAAGGAGAACAAGGUCCCCGAGGAGCUGAGGGACAAGGAGUUCGCCGCGGUGUUACAGGAGGAGCCAUUGCAACCUCUGGCCCUGGAACCUCUGACUGAGGAGGAGCAGAGAAACUUCUCCCUGUCAGUGAACAGUGUGGCCGUGCUGAGGCUGAUGGGGAAAGGGGCUGGGCCCCCUUUGGCUGCCACCUCCCGUGGCAGGGGCAGCACACGGAGCCGAGGCCGUGGCCGUGGGGACAGCUGCUUUUACCAAAGAAGCAUUGAGGAAGGCGAUGGGGCCUUCGGACGCAAUCCCCGGGAGAUCCAGCGAAGCCAGAGCUGGGAUGACAGAGGUGAGAGGCGGUUUGAGAAGUCUGCAAGGAGGGACGGAGCACGAUCUGGGUUUGAGGAGGGAGGGGCUGGCCCGAGGAAGGAGCACGCACGCUCAGACAGUGAGAACUGGCGUUCACUGCGAGAGGAGCAGGAGGAGGAUGGCAGCUGGAGACUCGGGGCAGGACCCCGACGGGACGGUGAUCGCUGGCGUUCUACCAGCCCUGAUGGCGGUCCCCGCUCUGCUGGCUGGCGGGAGCAUGGGGAGCGGAGGCGCAAGUUUGAUUUUGACUUGCGAGGGGAGCGAGGAGGGUGUGGUGAAGACGACGGGCGGGUUGGGGGAGGCAGCUCCCACCUCCGGCGAUGCCGGGGCCUCGAUGGGUUUGAAGAGGACAAGGACGGGCUCCCUGAGUGGUGCCUGGAUGAUGAAGAUGAGGAGAUGGGGACUUUCGACGCCUCGGGGGCCUUCUUGCCCCUUAAGAAGGGCCCCAAGGAACCGAUUCCCGAGGAGCAAGAGCUUGAUUUCCAGGGCCUGGAGGAAGAGGAGGAGGAGCCUUCCGAGGGGGUAGAUGAAGAGGGGCCUGAGGCAGGGGGGAAGGAGGUGACCCCAUUGCCUCCUCCAGAGAAGUCUAGCUCCCCGUCUUCACUGCCUGCCUUGGGCCCUCUCUGGACGACGCAGGAGGAUGGUGAUGAAGCAGUGGAGAAAGAGCUUCCGCCCGCUGAAGGAGACGAGAUGAGGGGACUGUCCCUGAGCCCUGGAGUCGGCUCACCUCCUGGCCCACCUGGAGAUCUGGAAGAUGAAGAAGGCUUGAAGCACCUGCAGCAGGAGGCAGAGAAGCUGGUGGCCUCCCUGCAGGACAGCUCCCUGGAGGAGGAGCAGUUUACGGCUGCCAUGCAGACCCAGGGCCUUCGCCACUCCACAGCCGCCACUGCCCUCCCCCUCAGCCAUGGCGCUGCCCGAAAGUGGUUCUACAAGGACCCACAGGGGGAAAUCCAAGGCCCGUUCACGACCCAGGAGAUGGCGGAGUGGUUCCAGGCCGGCUAUUUCCCCAUGUCACUCCUAGUGAAGAGGGGGUGUGACGAGGGCUUCCAGCCUCUGGGAGAGGUGAUCAAGAUGUGGGGCCGCGUGCCCUUUGCCCCCGGGCCCUCGCCACCCCCGCUGCUGGGGAACAUGGAUCAGGAGCGGCUGAAGAAGCAGCAGGAGCUGGCUGCCGCGGCCCUCUACCAGCAGCUGCAGCACCAGCACUUUCUGCAGCUGGUUGGCAGCCGCCAGCUCCCGCAGUGCACGCUCCGGGAAAAGGCAGCUAUGGGGGACCUGACGCCGCCGCAGCAGCAGCAGCAGCUCACAACCUUCCUGCAGCAGCUCCAGGCUCUCAAAACCCCCAGGGGUGGGGACCAGAACCUGCUCCCGACGAUGAGCCGGUCCUUGUCGGUGCCAGAUUCAGGCCCCCUCUGGGACUUACAUACCUCAGCUUCAUCACAGUCAGGUGGUGAGGCCAGUCUUUGGGACAUACCAAUUAACUCUUCGACUCAGGGUCCAAUUCUAGAACAACUCCAGCUGCAACAUAAAUUUCAAGAGCGCAGAGAAGUGGAGCUCAGGGCGAAGCGUGAGGAAGAGGAGCGCAAACGCCGUGAGGAGAAGCGCCGUCAGCAGCAGCAGCAGCAGGAGGAGCAGAAGCGGCGGCAGGAGGAGGAGGAGCUCUUCCGGCGCAAGCAGGUGCGGCAGCAGGAACUGCUGCUGAAGCUGCUACAGCAGCAGCAAGCCACGAAUGUCCCUGUGCCCCCUGCACCCAGCUCCCCGCCCCCACUCUGGGCUGGCCUAGCCAAGCAGGGUCUGUCCAUGAAGACUCUGCUGGAGCUGCAGAUGGAGAGCGAGCGGCAGCUGCACAAGCAGCCUGCACCCCGGGAGCCUCUGCGGGCCCAGGCCCCCAACCACCGAGUGCUUGGGGGCUUGGGCACUGCCCCUCUGAACCAGUGGGUGUCUGAGGCUGGGCCACUGUGGGGCGGGCCAGACAAGAGUGGGGGCAGCAGCAGUGGCAGCCUGGGACUCUGGGAAGACACCCUCAAGAGUGGCGGGAGCCUGGCCCGGAGCUUGGGCCUAAAGAACAGUCGGAGCAGCCCAUCUCUCAGUGACUCGUACAGUCACCUGUCAGGUCGACCUGUUCGCAAAAAGACAGAAGAGGAAGAUAAGUUGCUGAAGCUGCUCCAGGGCAUCCCUCGGCCCCAGGACGGCUUCACCCAGUGGUGUGAGCAGAUGCUACACACCCUGAGCACCACAGGCAGCCUGGAUGUGCCCAUGGCUGUAGCGAUCCUCAAGGAGGUGGAGUCCCCCUAUGAUGUCCAUGAUUAUAUCCGUUCCUGCCUGGGGGACACGCUGGAAGCCAAAGAAUUUGCCAAACAAUUCCUGGAGCGGAGGGCCAAGCAGAAAGCCAGCCAACAGCGGCAGCAGCAGCAGCAGCAACAGCAGCAGGUGGAGUCUUGGGGGACCUGGGGAGGCAGGGUGCCCAGGACUCUCCUGACUCCACGCUCUCUUGCCUUAGGAGGCCUGGCUGAGCAGUACCUCCCUACAGACAGCCUUUCAGGCCAACCACAGCACCAAACUGGGCCCUGGGGAGGGCAGCAAGGCCAAGAGGCGGGCGCUGAUGCUACACUCAGACCCCAGCAUCUUGGGGUACUCCCUGCACGGCCCUUCCGAUGAGAUCGAGAGCGUGGAUGACUACUGACCAGCCUGUCCCACCAGCCCCCUGGGCUUUAGGCUUGGGUGGCGGCGGCGGCCUGGACCCUUGGGUCUCCAGCCUGCAGGCUCCCAAGCAGGAGCAGAG
This is a messenger RNA of Peromyscus eremicus (cactus mouse), 3738 nucleotides long. RefSeq names its product GRB10 interacting GYF protein 1 (gene Gigyf1). Lineage: Eukaryota; Metazoa; Chordata; Mammalia; Rodentia; Cricetidae. Gene Ontology annotation, biological process: insulin-like growth factor receptor signaling pathway. The transcript has 25 exons. Bases 456 to 3614 code for a protein of 1052 amino acids. Gene Ontology annotation, molecular function: protein binding. The record is from RefSeq and is a predicted model, not a curated record.